CUUAUUUCUUAUUUUUUGUUUCACAACUAUAUCAAACUUGCAUUAACAUUCAAAACAAUUUUUCACCGAAAAAUACAACCUCAUAGAUCACAAAACAAUAGUGUAAAAGAUAUAAAUAGAUACUUAUCCUAAGUGUUAUUUACUGCGAUAGAGACAGCAUCCAUAGAAAAUCCUCUCCAAAGUUUUAUAUUACUAAGAGAUGUAUAGAUCUACCGUUUGUACGAAAAUCGACCAAAUGGGAGGACAGUACUGUUAUUGUCGACGGUUCAAAUAAUGAUAUUACUAUUCAGAAAGCUUCUUGUAUAUAGGUCGCGUCUGAUUUUUAUACAGUACCAGAUAUCUUACUAUGGAUAAUAUAGAAUAAGAAAUUACGUUUACAAAUAAAAAUCUUUGUGAAAUUCUGUCGUUUAGUAAAAUAUGGAUGAUAGCAACCUCGAUAGAUUCAAAAAUAAAGAUGUGCACCCACAACUGAAAUCAAACUUCCUGAGCAACUUGUUUUUUUGUUGGGGUAUACCAAUUUUUUACAAAGGAUGGAAGAAAGACUUGGACGAGGACGACCUAUACAAGCCCUUUACCGAACACGAGUCCGAGAGCCUAGGUGACAGAUUAGAAGCAAUAUGGAAACUGGAGAGACUUAACAAACAGAAACCUGCGCUGUGGAGGGCGUUGUGGAAGAUGUUCCGCAAGGAUAUUUUAUGUCACGUGAUAGUUUUAUUUAUUUUGGAGUUCGUUCUCAAAUUAUCUCAACCUAUCCUGAUAGGUCAACUAGUCAAUUACUACGACCCACAUCAGACCUCAAUCACGUAUCGUCAAGCCUGUAUAUACGCUGGAUCAAUCGUACUGACUUCAUUUUUAUUCGUUAUUGUAUACCACUCGUACCUCAUGUCUGUUCAGCACCUAGGCAUGAAGAUUAGGAUUGCCUGCUGUUCGCUAGUCUACAGAAAAUCCCUUAGACUGAGUAAAAAAGCUUUAAGAAAGACUACUAUUGGACAAAUGAUCAACUUGCUCUCAAAUGAUGUGAACCGUUUCGAUAAUAGUUUCCAGUACUUCCAUUAUUUAUGGGCAGCUCCAAUCGAAACUUUGAUCAUAAUGUAUCUGCUGUACUACAUGGUAGGAUUGACAGGAUUAGUCGGAUACUUGUUACUUCUGCUGAUUGUUCCAGUUCAAAUGUUCAUGGGAAAGCUAACAACAAUUUUCAGAACAAAGACUGCUGUCAAAACAGACGAGAGAGUCAGACUGAUGAGUGAAAUUUUGGGAGGGAUACAAGUUAUCAAGAUGUACACUUGGGAGAAACCAUUUUCGCUUCUAAUAGAACAAAUCAGAAGACUAGAAAUAAAACAGAUUCGACUGACUACCUACGUGAAGGCUUUCCACGGUUCGAUCAACAAAGCCCUCACCAGAAUCUCAGUCUUCAUGUGCAUCCUCACCUAUGCUUUUUUGGGCAACAGCCCCAGUGCCGAAUACGCUUACGUCAUCUCCUCCUUCUACAACAUCCUGAAAUCCGCCAUGACAAACGACUUUCCUCAAGCCAUCACCCAGCUUGCUGAGACCCUGGUCUCGCUCAAAAGAAUCGAGACCUUCUUGCUCUGCGACGAGGUUCAUACCACCUCCAAAAAAUAUUCUUGGACCAAGAAGAUCCACACGUCUACUCCUUUGAUAAGAGAUUCCAGCAAGAAAUCGGUGGGAAUAUAUCUGCACGAUGUUUCGGCAAAGUGGAUAAGCAGCGUUCCUGAGAAUACGUUGAGCACCAUCAACUUCAAUGUGGGGCCAAGACAGUUAGUGGCUAUCGUAGGUGGUGUUGGUUCUGGGAAGACUUCUUUGCUCCAUGUUAUUAUGCGAGAAUUGCCAAUCACAAAAGGUUCCAGGUACAAAGAUGUAGUAGGAAACAUAUCGUACGCUUCCCAGGAACCAUGGCUCUUUGCCGGUACCAUCAAACAAAACAUCCUGUUUGGAGAAGAAUGGGACAGUAAGAAGUACGAACGAGUUAUAAAGGUUUGUGCGUUGGAACGGGAUUUCGCCACCCUUCCUUACGGUGACAGAAGCCUGGUGAGCGACCGAGGAGUCUCCUUGAGUGGAGGUCAAAAAGCUCGAAUCAACUUGGCCAGAGCAAUCUACAAGGAUGCAGACAUCUACCUUUUGGAUGACCCACUCUCCGCUGUGGACACACAUGUUGGUAAACAAUUAUUUGAGGACUGUAUCUGCGGAUACCUCAAGAACAAGUGCACGGUAUUAGUUACCCAUCAGAUACAGUACUUGAAGAAUGUCAGCAAGAUCUACCUUAUGGAGAAUGGUAGUAUUGCUUGUACGGGGACUUAUGAGGAAAUCAGGGAGUCCAAGGUCGAUUUUGCGAAAUCAUUCGCACACCAGGUAGAUCAAGAAGAAAUAGCAGAUGGUCUGGAUGACGACAGUUCAGAAGACAAAUACUUUGGAAACAUAUCCGAUGAUGAGCCAUCCGAAAUAAGAGAAACUAGAAACACGGGAAAGAUCUCGUCGAAAGUGUACAAGAAUUACAUAAAAUCAGGGGGUGGUUGGUGUUGGACCAUCAUGGUGCUCAUCAUGUUCGUGCUCACGCAGUUUGCUUCUAGCCUUGCUGAUUAUUUCGUCAAGUUUUGGGUGAACCUUGAGCAAGUUCGUACAGAAGCAAUCAACGACAACAAAACCUUAUACGAAACCUACCCCGAUGGCAAUAUCCCCAAGAACUACGAAAAAAUUAUAAUAUUCUCGAGCCUUCAAGAACCGUCUGAGAUUUAUGCGGAGGAUUCAUUUUUCAGCAGAAUGAACUGUAUCUACAUUUACUCUGGAAUUAUGCUGUUUGUAGUACUUAUUCCGAUUGUCAGAUCAGUAGCAUUCUUCAGAAUGUGUAUGAGAGCAUCCGUGAGACUUCACAACAACAUGUUUGCGAGAAUUUGCAACGCCACCAUGUUGUUUUUUAACAAGAACCCAGCUGGAAGGAUACUCAAUAGGUUUUCCAAGGAUAUCGGUUGUAUAGAUGAAACUCUGCCCAAUGUUUUAAUAGAUACCAUCCAGAUUGCAUGUAAUGUUAUUGCCAUAAAUAUUGUCAUAGCUACAGUAAACAUGUGGACCUUAAUACCAUCAGUUUGCAUAUUCGUAAUCUUCUACAUGUGCAAGACGUUCUACGUGUCGUCAAGCAGGAAUAUAAAACGAAUGGAAGCUACAACACGUAGUCCAGUAUUUUCCCACAUUCACGCGUCCCUACAAGGCCUAACUACCAUCAGAGCCUUUGAGGCACAAGAAAUACUAAAACAAGAAUUCGACAGACAUCAAGAUCUUCACAGUUCAGCCUUCUAUAUGUUCCUUGGAUGCACCAGAACAUUUGGAUUUUGGCUGGACCUGCUGUGUGUAGUAUACAUUGCAAUGGUAACGCUCAGCUUCUUCUUUUUCAAACAAGAAACGUAUGGAGGCAAUGUUGGUUUAGCAAUAACACAAGCAAUCAGUCUCACAGGUCUGUUUGGCUACGGUAUGAGGCAAUGGAGUGAAGUAGACAAUUCUAUGACGUCGGUAGAACGGGUGAUAGACUAUACUGAAGUACCCCAAGAAACGAAUGGAGACAAGAAGGAUCCACCAAAAAGCUGGCCCGAAAAUGGACUGCUUGAGUUCCAAUCAGUCUAUUUGCGAUAUGCGACUAACGAACCUUACGUACUCAAUAACCUCACGUUUAAGAUCAAACCAAAGCAAAAAGUGGGAAUAGUAGGCAGAACCGGAGCCGGAAAGUCAUCACUCAUCUCAGCUUUGUUCAGAUUGGCAGAUGUCGAAGGGAAAAUUCUAAUAGACGGGAUAAGCACCGCUGAUAUACCUCUCAAGGCCUUGAGGUCCAACAUUGCUAUAAUCCCACAAGAACCAGUGCUGUUCUCAGGAACAUUGCGUUCAAAUCUAGACCCGUUGAACGUGUAUCAGGAUGCUGAGCUUUGGAAUGCUUUGGAACAGGUUGAACUCAAAGGUGUAGUCAAUGAUCUAGAAUCUAAGAUCUCGGAAGGCGGUUCCAAUAUGAGCGUAGGACAGAGGCAGCUGGUCUGCCUGGCAAGAGCUUUAGUCAGGAAAAACAAAAUACUCGUCCUGGACGAGGCAACUGCCAACGUGGAUCCUAAGACAGAUUACCUCAUCCAGAAAACCAUCAGGGACGAGUUCUCUGAUUGUACGGUCCUGACUGUAGCGCAUAGGCUGCAUACUGUGAUGGAUUCUGACAAAGUACUGGUAAUGGACUCAGGUUCAGCUAUAGAAUUCAACCAUCCCUAUAUCCUACUGCAGAAUGUCGAAAGUGUUUUCUAUGGUUUAGUUAAAGAGACAGGUAUAGGAAUGUUCCAACAUUUAUACCAAAUCGCAGAAAAGAGUUACAGAGCUUUACAUCCAGAUGCAGUAGUCGCGUGAAAAAUUAUAUUUUGAUGCUUGGAAAACAAGUUACUCCUUGUAUGUGAUAUUUAUCGUUUAAGCUUUUGUUGCCGUUAAGUAUUAAGAAAAGCAUCUCUAAGAAAAUGUACAUAAUUUUACUGUAGGUGUUUUAUUUUUAAGUGUACUACUGUUACUUAUACAGUAUUUAGUAUAGUUGUAAAGUGAGAUUGUCAAAAAAACAACGUAACAGAAAUGUGCGUUGCCACCUCUUUACUGUUUUAGAUUAUAUACUUUUAAAUAAAUUGUUAUUUUUAAA
Molecule: messenger RNA, 4663 nt
Organism: Acanthoscelides obtectus
Lineage: Eukaryota; Metazoa; Arthropoda; Insecta; Coleoptera; Chrysomelidae
Source: the annotation of a GenBank genome assembly